CACAAUAUAAGAGAUAAGCAUACCACGCGCUCGUUUAGAAUUAAUUCAAAAUCGCAGUGGAAAGUAUGUAUUCAAUCUCAAACAUAUAAUUAGUGAUAUGAUUUAAUAUAGAACUAAGCCAGUACAUGUAAUUACUUGUAAAUAAGUGUGACAAUUCAGUGUUUUUCAAUACAUUAGCUGUUUGUGUUAUUUAUGAUCGCAAAAAUAAAAUAAUUAUUAAAGACAUAAUGUAGUAAAGAGCAUGCCAAAAUUUACAAAAGUGCAAUUAAUAAUAUUUCAAUGACAUUAAACACACAUGUGAAUCAAGUGGAAAAGCAAAUAAACAAAUAGUAGUAAAGCGAGAAAGAUCAUUAAAAAAAUGGAAGAGAAAAAUCAAGCUAGUGACGUUAAAGUAGAGGAAGCAGAAGUGAAGACUCGUAUUGAUCUAGACAAGAUAUUAGUAGACGAAAUUGGUCAAUUCGGAUGGUUCCAGCUACGGACGUGGGCAUUGGCAGCGUUAGCUGUGAUGUUUGGUGGAUUUUGUGCCUCUGAAUAUGUUUUUACCACGGCAAGAAUAAAUACCAGGUGUCUGAUACCAGAGUGUGAAUCUACAGACACAACCAUCGAGUUCGCACCAUCAUGGAUCUUAAACGCUGUUCCUGCGUCAGGUUCCUCGUUUGACAGCUGUCAGCGUUUUGCCAACGUUUCCAUCAACUCUUUCAACGACGUUUGCCCUGCUAGCCUCUUUGACUCAACCAGCGUCGUAGAUUGUGAGGAGUACGUCUAUGAAAAUACUGACACUGUUGUUUACACUUUUGGAUUAGCUUGCCGGGAUUGGCAACGCUCCUUCAUGGGCACUGCACGCGCACUAGGGACGCUGAUAUGUUUACCUUUAACAGGUUUUGUAUCCGACCGAUGGGGUCGGCGUACAGCACUCAUCAUCAACGCAGUCAUCCGAGCUUCCCUUGGCCUUAGUCGUUCCUGGACCAACACAUAUGUGAGAUUCACUCUUCUGCAGUUCCUUGAGGCUGCCUUGGGUGGUGGCGUGUUCACCUGUGCUUAUAUUAUAGUGAUGGAGAUGGUCGGACCUCGUAUGCGAGUCGCAUUCGGAACAUCGAUGAACUCCUUCUUCUCGGUCGGCUGUGUCAUCGCCGGACUACUGGCCUGGGCUUUCAACGACUGGCGCGUCUUGACCCGCGUUUUAUACAUCCCAAUGUUCAUUAUGAGCUUCUCACUAUGGUUGGUCCCAGAAUCAGUCCGCUGGUACAUGAGCAAGGGACGAUACCAGGAAUCUGAAACUGUACUCAAAGCAGCAGCAAGAAUGAAUGGGAAACAACUGUCAGAUAAGUCUUUGGAAGCUUUAAGGGAAUCAGUCGAAGAAGAAAAGAGAAAGAAUGAAAUGGAGAAGCAGACAAAAACGAAGGAGCCAUGGUUAAUAGUUCAAGUGUUUAGACAUAAACAGAUAUUGAUCCGAUGUUUAAUUUCACCUAUCUGGUGGGUCACUUUUACUAUUGUAUACUACGGAUUAUCUAUAAAUGUUGUGAACAUGUCUGGAAACCGCUAUUUGAACUUCGUGGCGGUAUCAGCUGUAGAGGUUCCCGGCUAUUGGACGUCGAUGUUUUUGUUGGGAAUCAUUGGGAGGAAGCCAGUGCUUAUCACUGCUUUCUGGGUGUGCGCUGCCUGCCAAGCCGCUUAUAUUUUCAUGCCUGACGGUUACUACGAACUGUCUCUUACGGUUUACCUGAUCGGCAAAUUCUCCAUCGCUAUGGUGUCUGCUGGAUUGUACGUGUAUACAGCGGAGUUGUAUCCAACUAGGAACCGGCACAGUUUGCUAGGUUACUCUUCUAUGGUCGGAAGAAUUGGGUCUAUUCUUGCUCCUCUUACUCCAGCUAUGGGUAACGCCACCUUCGACGAGCUCCCGUUUGUCAUAUUUGGCUGUUUUGCGCUCGUCUCUGGCUGCCUAGUUUUUAUCACGCCUGAAACUCUUGGAGCCAAGUUCCCUGAUACUAUGGAGGAAGCUUCGGACAUUGGCAAGAAGAAAUAUGGUGACAAAUAA
This is a messenger RNA of Leguminivora glycinivorella, 2035 nucleotides long. RefSeq names its product organic cation transporter protein-like. The coding region runs from base 359 to 2035 and encodes 558 amino acids. Gene Ontology annotation, biological process: transmembrane transport. Lineage: Eukaryota; Metazoa; Arthropoda; Insecta; Lepidoptera; Tortricidae. Gene Ontology annotation, cellular component: membrane. The transcript has 7 exons. Gene Ontology annotation, molecular function: transmembrane transporter activity. The record is from RefSeq and is a predicted model, not a curated record.